Aegilops tauschii subsp. strangulata is the source of this 2475-nucleotide messenger RNA. RefSeq lists its product as uncharacterized. Gene Ontology annotation, molecular function: protein dimerization activity. The record is from RefSeq and is a predicted model, not a curated record. Lineage: Eukaryota; Viridiplantae; Streptophyta; Magnoliopsida; Poales; Poaceae.
UCGAUAGGGUUUCCUGUCCACACCGCCGCCAUGUUCCCCAUCCACACUGUCGCCUCCACCUUCCCGAUCCACACUGCUGCCGCCACCCUGCUUGGCUCCGGCGGCCGGAGCUAGCACCGCUGUUGCUGCCCGUCCUCUGGAUCUCCUCCUCCACUCCUCCUCUUCCCUAACACCCCAGUUACCUACGCCCUCUCCAUCUUCCCGCAGCUAGCAGGCGCAGCAGGAGGAGAGCGUCGCCAGGAUCCCGACGCCCGGCAGCCGGGGCAUCUCGUCCGACGCCCUAUAGUCGGGGUAUCUCGCGGCAGCCACCACGCACUCCCUUCCUACAGGAGCACGCCCGACGGCCGGAGCAUCCCGCGGCCGCCACCAUGUCCGCCCUUCCUCCAGGAGAGCAGAGUACCGCGACCCCUUCCUCGACUCCCGUCCCUCCAGGAGCAUCUCGCCGCCACCACCACUUCCUGCAACAGCACACUGCACACGACACCAUCUCUGCCACUCCCUCCUCCGGCAGCAAGGAGGACAACUCUGCUCCUUCCAGUGUAAUGCAAAUUGCAAGACUGGACUCUCUCAUGCAGCACAGCAGCAGGGCAUUUUUUCUUUCUUUUUACUGUUUUUUAGUUUUGUUUGUGCAAGAUAUAAAUUUAGAUGCUGGUGUGUAGAUGGCUAGAUGCUAAUGUAGAUCAGUAGAAUAGAUGCUGCUACUCCUGCCCUUUGAUUUAAGUCUAAAUGUCUAAUACAUGUUGUUGCUGCCCUUUGAUUUAAGUUGCUAUAGAUGAAUAGAUGCUGCAAUUCUUUGAUAAUUUGGUAUUGUAGAUUUGUAGAGCUUGUUGUGUAGUGCUGCUAAUAAAGUAAUAAAUGUUGCUGCCCUUGUGAUGUUUGUAGAUGUCUGUUUCUGGUACUUCAGAGGUUGCAAGUUCCAAACGUAAGAGAAACUCAGAUGACAUGGCUUGGGAAUUUGCUGUGCUGAUUGAUCCAGAUGAUCUACAAAGAGUCAAGUGCAUUCUUUGUGGAAAAGAGAUGUCAGGAGGGGUGACUAGGAUGAAGCUAUACUACCGCAAGGUUUUCUAUGUUUUAUGUUGGAAUGCAAGGUUUUCGAGCCUUUGGUAAAGUUACUUCGGUUGGCUGAUAGUGAUGGGCAGUCCAUGGCCUCUAUGUAUGGACAAAUAAUAGAAACAAAGAAGGCAAUAAUGCUUGCGGUUGAAAGUUCGGAGAAGGAUUACAAGGUGAUCACAACAGCCAUGGAGAGCAAGCUGAAUGGGAGGCUAGAUACCAUAUUGCACAUGGCAGCAUAUGCCUUGAAUCCUUAUUAUAGAUAUACUACCGCAAGCAUCUUUACUGAUGUAGAAGUCAUGUCCGGGUUGAUGGAGGCUAUUGAACAAUUUUAUCAUGGUGAUGAUGACAAGCAGGAUAAAGCGCUUAACACAAACUUGCCCAAGUUUAAGAAGAAGGAAGGCAUGUUUGGGAAGGUGGCUGCCACAAGAGCCAUUACCAAACAAAAUUACAAUGCCGGGGAGUGGUGGGCAACAUAUGGACUACAAACUCCUACCUUGAUGCAUGUGGCUUUGAGGAUACUCAACUUGACCACAAGUUCAUCCGGAUGUGAAAGAAAUUGGAGCAUUUUUGAACAAGUAGAUGCAAAGAGGAGAAAUAAACUAGAUGUGUGUCGUAGGGACGAUCUAGUUUAUAUUCAAUUCAAUGGAAGAAUGCUAGACAAGCGAAAGAAGUACUCAUCAUCUUGUGAUGUCCUCCUUGGUAAAGAUGCUUCCACAACCCAAGAUUGGAUAUGUGAAGAUGCUUACAUUGAUGAUGAGAUGGGGGAAACCGAAGAUGACAAUGCAAUGGAGCCUCGUAGAAGUCAAAGGGUGAGAGAACUACAUGAAGUGGAAGAGUUCGUUUCCGAUGAUGAAGAUGACAUUGUGCCUAUCAAUGACGAUGAGAUAGAGUUCGAGUCUGAUGAUGAUGUGGUUGGGAAUGGGAUAGAAGAAACCAGUGACAAUGGUGAGGAAGACCGUAUGCAACCUUGAAUCCUAUGCCAAUGAAAAUGUCUUAUGCUUGCUAGCAGCCUAGUACUUUAUUUUGGACUUUUGGUUGUGAGUUGUGAGAAUCAGAGAGCAAAGGAAGGACUAUGUGUUGAUUGGCGUUUGGCUGUGUGCUACUGCUAGCAAAAGCAAAGUAGCAACAAAGUACUCCCUCCGUCCCAUAAUGUAAGACGUUUUUGACACUACACUAGUAGCAAAAAACUUCUUACAUUAUGGGAUGGAGGGAGUAUGUUAUUUAUGUUUUCUGACGACCUUGUUAAACUUGUUUGAACUUUGAACUAUUCUGGACCUUCUUCUGUAUUUGCUUGCAAAGCAGCAAGACUAUUAUAUGCACUGUUGUACUGUACUGCUUUCAACUAUUAAGUGUAUCUGCCAUGUAAUAUUUAUUAUAUAUGCACUCUUUGAGACAUGCAAAAAGAGUACAUGUGCUGCUGUA